UGCAUCCCCAUCCCAUCCCGCCGGCUUCUUGGGGCAAGCUGCAGUAUCUUUACGCAUAGACGUUUUCCGAAGAGUCUCCCCCGCGUCCCCGCGUCCAACCUGUAGAUGGAGAAAGCGGCUUCCUCGGAACCAGGGCCCGAGACCCGCCAAAUUGCUCCCGAACCCCACCAGCCAGGCCGGUUCGAGCAAAGGCGCGUUUCCUCCGCAUCCCACCCCCGCACGGAUCUGGAGAGCCAUCCCGAGCAGCUAGCGGCUACUGCGCAAGGUCUCUCGACAACGACAUCCGUAGCUGACACCGGCGCGAACCCGGAUACCUACCCCGAGGGCGGGAGGCAGGCUCUGACUGUGCUAUUCGGGACGUGGUGUGUCCUCUUCUGCACGUUUGGCCUAGGGAACAGCAUCGGCGUUUUCCAGACGUAUUACGUCAACGAUGCCCUUCGCGAGUAUACUUCCUCCACCAUAUCCUGGAUCACCAGCUUCAUGCAAUGGACUCUCAACUUCAUGCCCAUCAUCUGGGGAUUCGCCUUUGACAAAUGGGGCCCGCGAUGGCUACUCAUCGGCGGAUCAAUAAUCUACAUCUUCGGCGUGAUGAUGGUCUCCCUAGGGUCCAAAUACUAUCAUUUUUUCCUUGCCCAGAGCAUCGUCUGUCCCAUCGGCGCCAGCGCCGUGACGAGCGCAAGUAUGUCGUGCCUCGUAACAUGGUUCCACCGCCGCCGCGCUACAGCUUUCGGAAUUAUGAUGUCCGGGUCCUCUGUCGGCGGCGUCAUCCUACCCAUCAUGAUCCCGCGCAUGAUUGACACCGUCGGGUUCCCGUGGGCGAUGCGUACUGUCGGCUUCAUGUUCCUCUGUCUCCUUUCUAUCGCGUGCUGUACCGUAAGAUCCCGGUUGGAACCGCAAACGAAGCCCGUCGAUAUGAAAGAGUACUUUCGCGGCAUUCGGGAGCCUACCAUGAUGUCGACGGUUUUCGGUCUAUUCUUGGUCUUUUGGGGUCUCUUUAUUCCCUAUGCCUUUGUUAUUCUACAAGCCAAGGCGCAGGGAAUGGACGAUGGCCUGGUCAUUUACUUGCUGCCUAUCAUGCAUGCCGUAGGCUUAGUAGGGCGCGUCGUCCCAGGCCUCGUAGCCGAUAAAAUAGGCCGCUAUAAUAUCAUGAUCAUCCUCGCCACCCUCACCGGCAUCGCGUGCCUAGCCCUCUGGAUCCCAAUCAAGAGCAACGCCGGCAUUCUAGUCUUCACAGCGGCCUUUGGCUUCCUCUCGUCGGGCCUGACGUCCAUCGGACCGACGCUAAUUGCGCAGAUAUCGGAUAUUCGAGAGAUUGGCGCCAGGACCGGUACCGCUUUCGCGUUCCAGUCCUUUGGCGCACUUACGGGGAGCCCUAUUGCGAGCGCGAUUGUCGAUGCGCGUGGAGGGGAUUAUUUGGGGCUGCAGCUGUUUUGUGGUUUUUCGAUUUUGGCGUCGGCGGGUGUGUUUGCUUCGGCGAGGUAUGUUCAGGCUGGUGGGUUUGAGCUUAAGAAGGUUUGAGGGGCAUGUUCACGUAGCUGCUAUUUUGGGUAGGGCAGCAUGAGAUAGACGAGCGAGGUCACUGAAUCAUAGACCAAGGCAGAGACAGAUGUACCGAUAGAAACAUCAGCUUUUGCUACUCAUUACACAGAUGAACUCCAAUUGCG
Molecule: messenger RNA, 1664 nt
Organism: Colletotrichum godetiae
Lineage: Eukaryota; Fungi; Ascomycota; Sordariomycetes; Glomerellales; Glomerellaceae
Product: riboflavin transporter MCH5
Exons: 3
Coding region: 106-1518 (470 amino acids)
Biological process (GO): transmembrane transport
Cellular component (GO): membrane
Molecular function (GO): transmembrane transporter activity
Source: RefSeq, a predicted model, not a curated record